AAACUGUGAAUUGAUGCCACUGGCAAAGGUGCCGCGGACAGCAUCAUGCCAGUGUCAUCCAUAUACGCUGACCUGUCCAAGGCCACUGCAUCUCCUGCUGAUUUCCCUGAGAAUUCUAUUUCGGAUCCAUCACCUUGUCAAUGCCACUUCCCACACAGCGACGCUAGGAAGCUAUACAUCAGGUGUCGUCGACAGUUCGGUAUCUCUAUUCUCUGUAGGAAUGCGUGAAUUCAAUGUCGUCGUCCUUGGAGCUGGCGGGGUCGGAAAGUCUGCAUUAACCGUUCGGUUUGUCCAGGACAUUUUUUUGGAGACUUAUGAUCCUACCAUUGAAGAGGAAUAUCGUCGUGUCAUAGAGGUAGAUAGUGUACCUACAUCGCUCGAGGUACUCGAUACCGCGGGUGCAGAGCAAUUUACUGGAUUAAACGAAGUCUAUAUCAAGUCUGGUCGCGGGUUUGUCCUCGUCUUCAGUUUGACUCAAGAAGCCAGUCUGAGGGAGGUGGACAACCUGCGUCAGCAAAUAUAUCAAAUCAAGGGUGGUGACACUUCUAUACCUAUUGUCAUCGUCGGUACUAAGCUCGAUCUCGUGAGCGAGCGAGAAGUACCCCGAAGCACAAUUCAGUCCCUAGUCACGAAAUGGGGACUGCCAUUUUAUGAAACUUCUGCUAAGCGGAACAUGCACGUCCUAGAUGUUUUUGAAGACCUUGUUAGACAGAUGGUCAUACGCUACCCUCCCGACUCGAUAAAGAAGAAGAAGAGGCCUCUGCUGAAAACAUGUAUCAUCAUGUAGAUUAUUUAAAUUUCGAUAGCCAACCACAUUAGACAGAAGCAGUACCCAGAGGUUUUGCGUAUACCCGGUCCCAGGCCAAGAUCUAUAUCCAGACAGUUGGGGCUUAUUUCUUGAAUAAAUACACGUCGUGGAUCCAUAUCAUCAUGCUUACUGGCCUUGCAUAAAUAUGUUGUCAGGCAAAGCGCAAAGUGUGUA
Messenger RNA from Serpula lacrymans var. lacrymans S7.9, 982 nucleotides. RefSeq lists its product as uncharacterized. The transcript is spliced from 8 exons. The record is from RefSeq and is a predicted model, not a curated record. The coding region runs from base 221 to 787 and encodes 188 amino acids. Gene Ontology annotation, biological process: signal transduction. Gene Ontology annotation, molecular function: GTP binding; GDP binding; GTPase activity. Gene Ontology annotation, cellular component: plasma membrane. Lineage: Eukaryota; Fungi; Basidiomycota; Agaricomycetes; Boletales; Serpulaceae.